Clupea harengus (Atlantic herring) is the source of this 1996-nucleotide messenger RNA. It is a transcript of the gene ddx39b, whose product is annotated as DEAD (Asp-Glu-Ala-Asp) box polypeptide 39B. Lineage: Eukaryota; Metazoa; Chordata; Actinopteri; Clupeiformes; Clupeidae. The record is from RefSeq and is a predicted model, not a curated record. Gene Ontology annotation, molecular function: RNA helicase activity; nucleic acid binding; ATP binding.
AGACGGGGUUUUGGAGAGGGGCAGGAGACACCAUGUCCAUGCGGAAGGAGGCGGUAAAGGGCUCAUAUGUGUCCAUCCACUCGUCCGGCUUCAGGGACUUCCUGCUGAAGCCCGAGCUGCUGAGGGCCAUCGUGGACUGCGGCUUUGAGCACCCGUCUGAAGUUCAGCAUGAGUGUAUUCCCCAGGCCAUCUUGGGUAUGGAUGUGUUGUGCCAGGCCAAGUCUGGUAUGGGAAAGACUGCUGUAUUUGUACUGGCUACACUGCAGCAGCUGGAGCCUGUCACUGGUCAGGUGUCAGUGCUGGUGAUGUGUCACACACGAGAGCUGGCCUUCCAGAUCAGCAAAGAGUAUGAACGCUUCUCCAAGUACAUGCCACUGUCAAAGGUGGCUGUGUUUUUUGGGGGUCUGUCCAUCAAGAAGGACGAGGAAGCGUUGAAGCGAGAGAGCCCCCAUGUCGUGGUGGGGACUCCGGGGCGCAUUCUAGCCCUCUCCCGCAACAAGAGCCUCAACCUGCGCCACAUCAAACACUUCAUCUUGGAUGAGUGCGACAAGAUGCUAGAACAGCUUGACAUGCGUCGUGAUGUGCAGGAGAUCUUCCGCAUGACUCCCCACGAGAAACAAGUGAUGAUGUUCAGCGCUACUCUCAGCAAAGAGAUCCGUCCUGUCUGCAGGAAGUUCAUGCAAGAUCCGAUGGAGGUCUUUGUGGACGACGAGACGAAGCUGACGCUGCACGGCCUGCAGCAGUACUAUGUCAAACUCAAGGACAACGAGAAGAACAGGAAACUCUUCGACCUGCUUGACGUACUCGAGUUCAACCAGGUGGUGAUCUUUGUGAAGUCGGUGCAGCGUUGCAUUGCUCUCGCUCAGCUACUGGUGGAGCAGAACUUCCCGGCUAUCGCCAUCCACCGAGAGCCCAGUGUUGUUCCUUACAGACUGUCCCGCUACCAGCAAUUUAAAGACUUCCAGCGGCGGAUCCUGGUGGCCACUAAUCUGUUUGGCCGUGGGAUGGACAUUGAAAGGGUCAACAUCGCCUUCAACUAUGACAUGCCGGAGGAUUCAGACACAUACUUGCAUAGGGUAAACACACACACACACAGUGACCAGCAGAUAGCUGACACGGAUUCUGAAAGAAAUAUAAAUUGCUUGGCCUUGUCAUCUUUCCCGUCCUCUCUUGAUUUGUGUUUUGCUCUCUCUCUCUCUCUCUCUCUCUCUCUCUCUUCUCCUGACUUAGUGCAGUGCAGGCCGCUUUGGACGAAGGGUCUGGCCAUCACAUUUGUGUCUGAUGAGACCGGCCGCAUCCUGAACGACGUGCAGGACCGCUUUGAAGUCAACAAUCAGCAGCUACCCGAAGAGAUCGACAUCUCCACUUACAGUAAGUACCGCCCACAUCCACUCUAACAUUACAAAUGUUAGCGGCCUCUCCGGUUUAAUGCCCCUUUACUUCAGGACUUCAACUUUGUUUGGCCUUGCCUCUGCUGUGGAUCUUUUAAUCUGUCAAUAAAUCAAAUGAAAUCAAACAACACAUCUCCGUGUCUCUCUCUACUCUGUCCUGUAGUUGAGCAGAGCCGAAACCCGUGGCGACAGCAGGAGACGCACAGGAGAGACACGAGCUCUGGCUGUUAUCCAGAACUAACUCUACUCUAAUGGAUCAGACUUCAGUGUUAGCCAGAGCCUGCCAGGGGCCAAGCACUUUUCCCUGAGAUUUGGCUUAGUGACGUAGGCUUCCUUUAGGUUCCCUCUGCUGAACCCUGCCGUUUUGAGUGCUGUGUUUCUGCGAUGUGCUCCUCAUGUUUAUUGUGAGGUUUAUUUUACGUGAGCCAAGUGGCAUUUUUUUUUUUCUCUUCCUGUUUUUUUUAUUAUUAUUACUUUCAGAUGUUUACAAAUGUUAUUCACAUACCUGUGAUAAACUUGGUGACAAGUGAUGAAGUCUCAUUUGUAGUACCUGUAGCUUGUGGUAUGCAUCACUUGCUUGACACAAAAAAGUGUUUGUUUGUCUA